Molecule: messenger RNA, 6784 nt
Organism: Cyprinodon variegatus (sheepshead minnow)
Lineage: Eukaryota; Metazoa; Chordata; Actinopteri; Cyprinodontiformes; Cyprinodontidae
Gene: tecta
Product: tectorin alpha
Exons: 23
Coding region: 340-6276 (1978 amino acids)
Biological process (GO): cell-matrix adhesion
Molecular function (GO): protein binding
Source: RefSeq, a predicted model, not a curated record
CUGAGAUUAAGUUGAACACAAGCCCUGCUCAAGUUUGCACCUGUUUCCAUCAGCUCUGUUUACAGCUUCUUCAAAAACCCCCUCAGAUUUCUACAUUUUAUUCCUGAAGUUUAAAGCUAACAAACUGCUGGAUUGUUUGAGGAGUUUGCUGGUAAUCCUGUGGUGACAGGAUUGUUCAGACGGCUGUUUAUCAGCUCCAUCAGGACAUCCAGCUGCUCUGCAUACCUCCCAUCACUUCCACUGUCUCCAUCACAGCCAUCCUGGCUGGAUGGGAUACUGCUGCUGCGGAAAUUAAAAGGUUGGACCUGUGGGGCUAGAUGUCCAUUCUCUGAAAGCAGAAUGGUCAGACGAUGCUGUCCAGUCAUUCUGCUCCAACUGUUAAGCAUUUUUGCACAGACAAAAGCUUUUACUCAGGAUGUUUUGUACCCAUAUGGACCAGGCCAUAGAGAUCUUGAAACUCCAAAGAUGGAUGACGGAAGUUCACCAGAAAUUCCUCUGCUCAUUCCUUUUAUUUUCUUCAAUGUGCCUUACCGUUCCAUCUAUGUCAACAACAAUGGUGUGAUCUCCUUCAGUGUUCAAGUUAGCCAGUUCACACCUGAGGCUUUCCCUCUAAGCGACAGCAGAUCUUUCAUUGCUCCACUCUGGGCAGAUGUGCACAACGGCAUCCGUGGAGAUGUCUACUACAGAGAGACCACCGAUCCUGAACUACUAGAAAGAGCAACCCAAGAUGUUCGCAAGCACUUCAAAAGCAUGCCUGGCUUUACAGCCACAUGGGUUUUUCUAGCAACAUGGCACCAGGUUACCUUCUACGGAGGGAGCCAGACAACCCCGGUGAACACUUUCCAGACAGUACUUAUCUCAGAUGGUGUGGCGUUCUUUAGUAUGUUCAACUAUGGAGAAAUUACAUGGAGCACAGGAACAGCCAGCGGGGGAGAUCCUUUGACUGGACUUGGUGGAACAACAGCUCAGGCAGGUUUUAAUGGUGGAGAUAUUGGUCACUUCUUCAACCUGCCGGGAUCCCGGUCAAAUGAUGUGGUAAAUAUUGAACAAACAACCAACGUAAACAUUCCUGGACGCUGGUUUUUCCGCGUUGACACUGAGUUGAUAGAUCCUGCCAACGGCUGCAGCUACAAUGGACGGUUUUACAGACGAGGGGAGAUUUUCUGGAUUUCUGAACAGUGCUCACAGCGUUGCCGAUGCCUUGAUAUUAACAAUGAGGUGCAAUGCCUCGAGGCUCCAUGUGGACAGUUUGAGAACUGCGAGCAACUGGAGGGAGCCUUUUACUGCCAGCCUACUCGCACCAGUACCUGCGUGGUAUUUGGAGAUCCUCACUAUCACACCUUUGAUGGCUUCCUCUAUCACUUCCAAGGCACCUGCUCAUAUUUGCUUGCUCGGCCAUGCUGGGAGAUGGUAGGACUGCCCUUCUUCAGUGUGGAGGCCAAAAACGAGAACCGAGGCGUUACCUCAGUUUCCUGGUUAAGAGAUGUGACAGUGGAGGUCUACGGUCAUAGAGUCUUGAUACCUAAAGGCAGUUUGGGAAGUGUCCAGGUGGACGGUUUGAUGAAGACAUUGCCAGUCCAACUCGACCUUGGUGCAAUAAAAGUGUACCAAUCUGGAGUUGCUGUGGCCUUAGAGACAGACUUUGGACUCCUGGUAACCUAUGAUGGCGAGCACUAUGCCUCCAUCUCAUUACCAAGCUCCUACUUCAACAACACCUGUGGUCUAUGUGGAAACUAUAACGAUGACCCUGCGGAUGAUCCAGUGCUUCCUGAUGGCUCUCUUGCUGAAAGCGUGGUGGAGUUGGGAGGAAGCUGGCGAGCAGAAAACACAGACUGGAAGUGCUCAGACGGUUGUGCUCAGAAUUGUAGCGUUUGUGACCCUCUAACAGAGGCCAUGUACUUUCGUUCAGAUUACUGUGGGCUAAUAAACAAAACUGAUGGACCUUUUCGAGACUGCAGAGCUGUGGUGGACCCUACUGCCUUUGUAUAUAGUUGUGUGUAUGAUAUGUGCAGCAACAGGGAUAACAUCACCACAUUGUGCCAUGCCAUCCAGGCCUAUGCUUUAGCCUGUCAGGCCCUCGGUGUCACAAUAAGACCAUGGAGAACUCGCACCUUCUGUGCAAUGUCAUGUCCAGAAUUCAGCCAUUAUGAGGUUUGUACGACUGCUUGCCCGGCUUCCUGCUCCGACCUCACUGCUCCCCUAUACUGUGUUCAUCCCUGCACUGAGGGCUGCCAGUGUGAAUCUGGAUACGUCUUGAGCGGCAAUCGCUGUGUUCAGCAAGAUGACUGUGGAUGUGAGCACAACGAUCUGUAUUACCCCCUCAAUCACACAUUCUGGGCUGGUCCCAGCGGGGCGGAAGGUGACUGUACCCUCCGCUGCACAUGCGGGUUUGCUGGAGAAGUUUCCUGUUUCAAUGAGUCCUGUAAAGAGGGUGAAGUGUGUGUGGCCGAACUAGGCUUACUGGGCUGUUACCCUCGAAGAGAGGGAGUGUGUUCGGUCACCCAGAACUCAGUGACAUCUAGCUUUGAUGGCACUUUUCUCCUGUUUCCGGAUGACAGCUCUUACUACCUGCUAAAGCUGUGUGGUCCGAUACCAGUUAAUGGGUCAUUGGUAGAGGUGAAGAUUGGCAGGCGGUUCAUUAACAAAGGUCCCACUUGGAUAAGACCUGUGAUAGUAACUGUGGCUAACCUUGAGGCACAGAUGGGAGGCACAGACUUUGAUACAGUAAAGGUGAAUGGCGAACCUGUUGUUCUUCCAUUUGUCCAUCCGAUGGGGACAAUGAUAAUUUACAAGGCACCAGGAAAUACAACUGUGGUGGAGUCCAGAGGUCUGCUCCGUGUUCAUUACACGCGUCAAGGAUUCCUUAACAUCUCUCUAUCCACCAUCUACUACAACAUUACAUGCGGCUUAUGUGGAGUUUUCAACAGCAACGCCACAGAUGACCUGCGCCUACCCAACGGUCGUCUUGCAGAAAAUACAGAACAGUUUACAGAUGGAUGGAGAUCAAUUGCAGACGACCUUACCUGCAAUGGGGACUGCGAUGAUCUAUACCGCAUGUGCACAGACCUGCGUCUUUACCAGAGUCCUUGGAUGUGUGGAAACAUCAAUGACCCAGGGAAUAGCUCCUUUCUGGCAUGCCACACAGUGGUGAAUCCAUCCCCCUUCUUUAGGAACUGCUUGUACAACAUGUGCAUAAGGGAAGGAAAUCGGUCAGCCCUGUGCUCCUCUCUACAGGCUUAUGCUACAGCCUGUCAGGAUGCCCAAGUUGGCCUCGCUUCCUGGAGGAUUGCAACCAACUGUCCUCUUCCUUGUCCAGAGAACAGCCAUUUUGAAGAGUGCACCACUGCCUGCCCUUUAACCUGCACCAACCUGGAUGAACUGGAGGAGCCGUGCCCUCUGCCAUGUGAGGAAGGCUGCCAAUGUGAGGAGGGUUUUGUGCUGCGGGACGGCUUGUGUGUUGCACGUAGCGAUUGUGGCUGCAUGUACCAUGGUCACCAGGUGGCCACAAACCAGACCUUUUGGACGGAUUGGGAAUGCCAGGAGCGCUGUUUCUGCAACGGCUCUGACAACAGUGUUUACUGUCAGCUCUCCCCCUGUCAUCCUGAGGAGUUCUGCCAGGAGAACGAUGGUCUAUACUUCUGCCAGCCACGCACCGAGGCCUUGUGUGUGGUUGCUGGUUAUGGCCAUUUUCUGCCUUUUAGUGGUGUCCCGUUUGAACUUCAGAGCUCCUGUACUCUGAAGAUGGCCACCACUGUUUGUGGACACAGAGAGGUGGUGGGGACAAGUGGAGCUUUCCCUCGGUUCAAACUAGCCGUUCGUAAUGAGGAACGAGAUACUGGACAGGCCAUCUGGGUGAGGGGCUUUGUGUUGGAGGUCUAUGAAUAUGAAAUAGAAGUUUCACGAAGCUACAAAAACACAGUCACUGUAAUCCACAGCUGUCCUCCAAACAGCCAUUACUCCAGCUGCAUGAUGGUGUGCCCACCUCAGUGCGCCCCGGCCCGCGGUCAGAGGGACUGUAACCAUGACUGUGUGGAGGGCUGCCAGUGCGACCUGGGCUAUGUGCUCAAUGGCAAGAGCUGCAUCCUGUCCCAAAACUGUGGCUGCUACACAGAUGGAAAAUACUAUGAGCCCAAGCAACUUUUCUGGAACAGUGACUGCACCAAACGCUGCCAGUGCAUUGGAAGAAACCUGAUCCAGUGCGACCCCAGGCGCUGUAAGGCAGAGGAAGAGUGCACUUUGCGGUUCGGGGUCAGAGGCUGCUUCGCCCGCCGAUCUCAGCACUGUGUGGCAUCUGGUGGGGGAGUCUUCAGGACGUUUGAUGGGGCGUCACUGCGUCUUCCAGCCUCUUGCUCCUUUGUCCUUUCCACAAACUGCCACAAGCUGCCCGACCUUUCCUUCCAACUCAUUGCUAACUUUGAUAAAUGGAGCACGCCAAACCUCACCACCAUUUCUCAUGUCUACCUUUACAUAAACGAGGAGAACAUUCUCAUCUCUGGAAGCACUGUCAAGGUCAAUGGUACGCCAGUGUCAGUCCCAUUUCUAACUGGCCUGAUGACGCGCCUGUCCACAUCGGAGGGCUUCAUUGUCAUCGACACACCGCAGGACAUUCAGGUGCGAUACAACCGUUUCAACACUCUCAGCAUUACAAUGGGCCAGCGACUUCAGAACAAAGUGUGUGGCUUAUGUGGAAACUUCAAUGGAGACCCCAAUGAUGACUACAUCACCUCCAGGGGCAAACCAGCUGUCAGUGCCCUGGAGCUGGCUCAGAGCUGGAAGACCAACGGCAUGCAGAACAGUUGCGACGAGACCCAAUAUGUGGCUUUAGCCCAGUCCUGCGACAACACGGCUGUCCUGGCACUGCAGUCCGAAGAUGCCUGCCAGAAGCUUACCGACCUGAAGGGCUUCUUCCAACCAUGUCACGGCCUGCUGGAUCCGCAGCCUUUUUACCAGUCCUGCUACCUGGAUGGCUGCUACAACCACCGCAAGGCUCAGGUCUGUGGAUCCCUGGCAGCCUACGCUGAGGCCUGCCGCUCUUUUGGGACCCUCACCACCAAAUGGAUAACCCAGGAGAACUGCUCAGAAUGGAUUUACGACCCCUGUGCGGGAGAGAUCUGCACAAACUUCACAUGUGAGCUGGAGAAUGGAGGCGAUCUGUGCGGCUGUCCUGAGUUACCCACCAACCCUGCAGGUAACGAUGACAUCAUUCAAGCUGAGGUGAACUGCAAACACGCUCAGAUGGAGGUUUCUAUCUCCAAGUGCAAACUCUUCCAGCUGGGCUUCGAACGAGAAGACGUGAGGAUCAACGACGAGCGCUGCGCCGGCAUCGAGGGAGAGGAUUUCAUCUCCUUCCACAUCAACAACACUAAAGGCCACUGCGGCUCCAUCGUACAGUCAAACGGCACACACAUCAUGUAUAAGAACACGGUGUGGAUAGAAAGUGUGAACAACACCGGCAACGUCAUCACUAGAGACAAGACCAUCAACGUGGAGUUUUCCUGUGCUUACGAGCUGGACCUGAAGAUCUCUCUGGAGACCGUCCUUAAACCCAUGCUCAGCGUGAUCAACCUCACUCUGCCGACACAGGAGGGAAACUUCAUCACCAAGAUGGCUCUCUACAAGAACUCCUCGUACCGCAACCCAUACAGGGAGGGGGAGGUGGUUCUCAGCACCCGGGACAUUCUGUUUGUGGGCGUCUUUGUGGAGGGAGCAGAUGUAAACCAGCUCAUACUCAUUGUGAACAUGUGCUGGGCCACGCCAUCGCGAUACAGCAGCGACAGACUCCGUUAUAUCAUCAUAGAGCGGGGGUGCCCAAACACAAAGGACAACACCAUCGGGAUGGCAGAGAACGGCGUGUCCCUCACCUGUCGCUUCCACGUCACCGUCUUCAAGUUCAUCGGAGACUAUGAUGAGGUCCACCUACACUGUGACGUUACGCUCUGUGACUCAGACACAAACGCCUGCAAAGUGAACUGUCCUCACAAGAGGAGAAUGUACUCGGAAGACAGUGACCAUAAGGAGCACAUCCUGACAGUUGGACCCAUCAGAAGAAGAGAAUCAGACUGGUGUGAGGAAGACAACGGUGGCUGCGAGCAGAUCUGCACCAGUAAGGCCACCGGUCCCAUCUGCAGCUGUGUGACGGGGAUGCUGCAACCUGAUGGGAAAAGCUGCCGCAUUCUGAGCUCUUCCUGUAAAGUCACCCCUGCUCUUCCUCUGCUGAGCUCCAGCGCCCUAAUCUCCAUCAUCCUGACCCACUUUAACUGCCUUAUCUUUUCCUAACGCCUAAAUAAAGCAACCAAAUACACAUCAACACAGAAAAGACUUGAAGAAUAGACCGAAAUUUUAAAAUCUGCGAAUAUUUGAAAGUUGUUGUGAAUUUAGUUUGUGAACAUCUCUGUAGAAAACUGCUAAGCGUUAAUUUCAGUCUUCCUGUUAUUUAGAUUCAUCAGGAUCUGUAAUUUAAAACUACUGUGUAGAGUUUUUUUUUUUUUUUUUUUUUUACAUAUUUUUAUAAAGUUUUCAAAAUGUUCCCAUUGUUUUCAUUUUUGUUGAAAAUGUCGUGUUAACAAUCACCACUAGAUGGCGCCAAAGAAAAAAGUUCCAAUUUGAAGAAAUGAGGGAAAGUUAGGGAAAGAUUACAACAUAUAGAUAGGCAGAACAGAAAGAUUAAUAUCACAUAAGAGUUUUUUUUUGUUUGUUUGUUUGUUUUUGUUGUUGUGGAUAACCUCCAGUAAGCAUUGCUUUUUGCCAGAUCUAAGAUAAAUGUUUAUGAAGUUGAGUCAAAAAA